AGUAUUAAGGGCACUAUUAGGGGCAUACCCCUCCCUCUAAUCUCUCUCUAAUCUCUGUAAUUUAUCCCUAAUCACCCAACAGAGAAUCUCACCACCUUCACUCUCGUUGCGUUCCCAUGCCCUUCACUCAUACGCUUCCAUUCGCUUCCAUGAAUUCAUCUGCAGGUGUGGAUCCAUUGACCAAUGGCCUCAAAACCAACCUGUCCCUCAAUCCAUCAUCUAAUGGCAACGCCUCCAAUGCCAAACCCUCAGCCAAGCAACCGUUUUUCAUCGGUGUUGCUGGUGGGACUGCGUCCGGAAAAACUACCGUCUGCAACAUGAUCAUCUCCCAGCUGCGCGAUCAGCGUGUUGUUCUCGUAAAUCAAGAUUCGUUUUAUCAUUCCUUGGAUGCUGAGAAACUGAAAAGGGUUCAUGAGUACAAUUUUGAUCAUCCCGAGGCAUUCGACACAGAGCUUUUGCUUUCUUGCAUGGAGCACUUAAAGCGCGGACAGGCAGUCAGCAUCCCGAAUUAUGAUUUUAAGACUCAUCAAGCUAUAGAACCAACUCGGAAGGUUAACCCCCCAGACAUCAUCAUUUUAGAAGGAAUACUUGUUCUCCAUGACCCUCGCGUCCGUGAUCUCAUGAACAUGAAAAUAUUCGUCGACACAGUUCCACCAGUGCAGAUUCUGAUGUACGCCUUUCACGGAGAAUUCAACGUGACACAGUUGAAAGAGGCAGAAAUAUCGAGAAUGUGCUUGACCAAGUUGUAUGCCAGAUUCGUGAAGCCUAGUUUCGAAGAGUUCAUACUUCCCUCGAAAAAAUAUGCAGACAUCAUCAUUCCUCGAGGAGGAGAUAACGAUGUUGCAAUCGACUUGAUUGUACAACAUAUUCAUACAAAGCUAGGCCAGCAUGAACUGUGUAAAAUAUAUCCAAACAUCGUCGUUAUACAUUCAACGUUUCAGAUACGGGGAAUGCACACCCUAAUUCGCGAUGCCAAAACAACGAAGCAUGACUUCGUCUUUUAUGCAGACCGUCUUAUUCGCUUGGUUGUGGAGCAUGGACUAGGUCAGCUUCCCUUCAAAGAAAAGCAGAUCAUUACCCCAACAGGAACUGUUUACAGUGGAGUUAUUUUCUACAAACAUUUGUGCGGCGUUUCAGUCAUUAGAAGUGGAGAAAGCAUGGAGAAUGCACUUAGAGCAUGCUGCAAGGGUAUUAAAAUCGGAAAAAUCCUCAUCCAUGGAAAGGGUAACGAUGGCCGAGAGUUGAUCUAUGAGAAGCUACCAAAAGAUAUCGCAAGCCGGCAUGUGUUAUUUCUUGAUCCUGUUCUGGCUUCAGGAUACUCCGCCAUCAAAGCGAUAUCUCUGCUGCUCAGUAAGGGCGUACCUGAAACGAACAUCAUCUUCCUUAACCUCAUAGCAGCGCCACAUGGAAUACAUGCCAUCUGCAAGAAAUUUCCGAAGCUAAAACUCGUUACAUCGGAGAUCGAUGAAUCUCUGAACGACGACUUGCGCGUGAUCCCGGGCAUGGGAGAGUUCGGAGACCGUUACUUCGGCACAGAUAACGAAGGAGAAGGUACCAUUUCAAGUUCAAGGACGCCGAAAUAAAAGUUCCUUUGGCGAUGGAGGAGCUGAUGGCGUUGCAUGCUCAACUUCGUUCCAUUGUCUAAUAAUUUUGCGACCGCUUAGUUUUUGUUCAACAAAUUGUGUAGUCAAUGAGCAUGGACAUAUCCACAAGCCUACAACCUUGGCUUUUGUGGCCGAAACGUUUAUUUUUCUCCGGCAGGUGGUCGAAGUGUUCUUUUUUC
Malus domestica (apple) is the source of this 1783-nucleotide messenger RNA. RefSeq names its product uridine kinase-like protein 5. NCBI's taxonomy places the organism in Eukaryota, Viridiplantae, Streptophyta, Magnoliopsida, Rosales, Rosaceae. The record is from RefSeq and is a predicted model, not a curated record. Gene Ontology annotation, cellular component: cytoplasm. Gene Ontology annotation, molecular function: kinase activity; ATP binding.